AUGGCGGCAAAACAAGAAGAUCAUUGGGAUUCAGCGGCAUAUCAAAACGCGGCUUCUUUUGUACCAAAGUUGGCUACCAAGGUCUUACAAUGGCUUGAUGUACAGGAGGAUGAUGUGAUUCUGGAUGUUGGGUGUGGUGACGGCGUCCUCGACCUCCAAAUCAGCCCGACCUUCUUCAAAGGCACCGGCUGCAUACACGGCAUCGACAGUUCAGAAUCCAUGAUCGCCACAGCAAAUAAAUCCGUAUCUGCAUACGAAACCCCUAGGAUGUCACACGUCUGCACUUUCGAAGUCCUCGACGCAACCCAACUAAUCAACUCACCCGCCCGCCAAACCUCCAGCUUCGACAAAGUCUUCUCCAACGCCGCAAUGCACUGGAUCCUGCGCCCUGAAACCCACCGCAAGGCGUUCUUCCAAGGCGUCCGCAACGCGCUUAAGCCCGGCGGGAUCUUUGUGUUUGAAAUGGGCGGGCUGGGGAACGUGGCCGAGAUGCGCGCUGCUCUUAUUUCGGUAGUGGCGAAGCGGGUGGGGAUUGACAGGGCGAGGGAGGCCGAUCCGUGGUUCUUUCCCGAUGAGCGGUGGAUGCGGGGGAUGUUGGAGGAGACGGUGGGGGGGUGGAAGGUGGAGAGAAUGGAGAUGGAGUAUAGACCUACGGAGGCUGAUCAGGGGGGUGUGGGUGCGUGGGUUAGGUUGAUGGGGAAGCAGUUUUUUGAUGCUGUGGAGGAUCAGGCGGAGAGGGAGGAGUGUGAGAGGGAGGUGGGGGAGGUGCUGAAGACUGUUUGUGGGAGGCCGGGGGGUGGUGAGCGGAUAGGGUAUGUGAGGUUGAGGGCUGUUGUUAGGAAGAUUUAG
This is a messenger RNA of Lachnellula hyalina, 849 nucleotides long. RefSeq names its product putative methyltransferase (gene SPCC70.08c). The coding region runs from base 1 to 849 and encodes 282 amino acids. The transcript has 3 exons. NCBI's taxonomy places the organism in Eukaryota, Fungi, Ascomycota, Leotiomycetes, Helotiales, Lachnaceae. The record is from RefSeq and is a predicted model, not a curated record.